GUGACGUUACUCGUUGAGGCACUGAAGUUAUCUAUCGUCAGAGUGGGAGUUACUUUCAACUAAGUGUUGGGACGUAGUUCAGACUGCACAGACAAGUGGUUAAAACUCCCCUUAUGAGUUUUGUGACAGUGUGUGUGGAUAUAAUAUUGUAAAUAAAUCGGACUGAAGAAAAAGAAAGUUUUAACGACUGCCACGGCGGGCGAAUCACAUUUUCCAUGAAAAUGUACAUUGAGUAAUCGACUCAGCUUUUUUAACGUUGUCGCGACGUUGUUGGACAUUAUACGUUCGAUUUUAGAAUUAAAGAACGCUUUUACAGAGAACACAGACUCGUGGCGGUGUUCUAAGCCUUUGAUCUAAUCGUAUAGUUGCGGUGAUCUAAUGUUUUAAUCUCUUACACAAUAGUAAACAACAUCGAAAGAUAUGUUUUUAUCGCCAUGUAGCUUAUUUGAAAACAUUUCCACAAUUAUGUGAGAUGGUCCUGGGAGGAAUGUGAGUUUAGCGCUCAUGGAGCUCCAGGUGGUGUGCGGAUUGCUCUACUGCUUUCUGCUGCCCAUCUUCUUACUGGCAGCCUGCAUCUUCCGUUACAAUGCUCUUUCUUUAGUCUAUCUUCUGUACCUGCUGCUGCUUCCAUGGUUUCAAUGGCCCAAUAAACACACACUACGAGGACACACUGGACGUUUCAUCAAGGCUCUCUUCAGCACCAGUCUGAUUUUCCUCUUGGCACACAUCUGUUUUCAGAUCUGCCUUUAUACGAUCCCCAGCCUCGAUGAUGCACUGGGACACAACUGCAGCUCAUGGGAGACUCUAUCAAGACAUGUUGGAGUGUCCAGGCUGCCUCUGGAAGACCCCUGGAGUGUGGUGUGGCUCCUGACUCCAGACCUCGGCAUCUUCAUCAUCUCACUGGUCACUCUGAUGCUGUGUAACCGUCUGUUAAAGCAGAGGGACAAUGGACUCAUACCUCAAAUGUCUACCCUAAUACAUGAGGAGGAUGUAUCAGAAGAUGAGGAUGAAGAUGAAGAGGAGGGAAUUAUGUCAUGCAGCGAGACUGAGGAUGAGGAAGGUGGUCUUUACUCCAGCAGUGGGGCGGCACAGUUAGCUGCCCGUCUGCGCGCGACAGCACAACACUUCCUCAGGAAUAUGGGCCGCAUCCUGGCCAUCACACUACUGGCACUGGCUGGAAUCACACUACCUUCUGCCUUCUCGGCCUUCUACUUCCUGCUCUUCAUCAUUGUUUGCACCUGGUGGGCCUGCCAUUUUCCCAUCAGCCAUUUGGGGUUCAAUGCUCUCUGCGUGAUGGUGGCCUUCUUUACAGGAGGACAUCUAGUGUGUCUGUAUCUGUAUCAGAGCUCUUUUUCACAAGAUAUUUUCUCUCCAGCAGGCCUGUGGGCCAGACUCUUCGGCCUGAAGGAUAUAGUCAGACCUGGAAACUGUUCAUCUUUUGGGCUCGCCCUCAACGUGGCGCACGACUGGCCAGUGUACGUCAAUCCUGGCAUUCUCCUCCUCCUGUACUUCUCUGUGACUGUUGUGCUGAAAAUCAGCAGUUAUACUCAAGACCACACUGACAAGACCCAUGAGGAUGAAGCGGUUGAUAAGGCAACAGCUGGUGAAGGUGUAGAGGAGGUGGAGCUCAAACGUUGGGAGAUGAGGAGACAGAACCCUGAAGAUGACACUAAGCAAAUGCUUCUCACACCGGGAGAAUCACCUGUAUGCGAAUCACAUAUCUCUGAAGAGCCUGUGACCAGUGAUUCAAGCCAACAUGAUAUAGGGCUCAGUGGAGAGGCCGAGGGCGAUAACCCUCUACGUCUGGUGGGGCGAAAGAUCUUACAACAAAGUUACAUAGGUGCCCUCAUCGCCAUGAUGGUGUGGAGUAUCACAUAUCACAGCUGGCUGACGUUUGUGCUGCUGCUGUGGUCGUGUUUGAUCUGGAUGCUGCGGGCGCGUCAGCACUUCGCCGCUCUUUGCUCUCCCUUCAUUCUGCUAUAUGGUCUGACUCUGUGCUUCCUGCAGUAUGUGUGGGCCAUGGACCUGCAAAUGGAACUGCCCCAGCACAUUGGCACCAUGAGUCUACGCCAACUGGGUCUGGACCGGGCACAAUACCCCUGCCUGCGCUUGGGUGCCAUGUUGCUGUUCAUGUUGACGUUUUGGCUUCUGUUGAGACAGUCAGUGAAGGACACAUUCAGUAGGAAGAAGAGGUUAGCAGUCCCUCUUCAAGAAGUCACUACAGGAGAGAGUUCAGGGCGAAACGAGUCGAUAUUGAAGGUGUUGGGUGGGCUGGUGAUGAGUCUGUAUGCUAAAUACUGGAUCUACGUGUGUGGAGGAAUGUUCAUCAUGGUGAGCUUUGCAGGGAAACUCGUCGCAUACAAGAUCGUCUACAUGCUGCUGUUUCUGCUCUGCAUGUGUCUGUAUCAGGUUUAUUACUCUCUGUGGAGAAGGUUACUGAAGGCCUUUUGGUGGACAGUGGUGGCUUACACUAUGGUGGUGCUCAUUUCAAUAUACACCUUUCAGUUUGAGGACUUCCCAGGCUAUUGGAGAAACUUCACUGGAUUCACAGAACAGCAGCUGUCAGACAUAGGUCUGGAGACGUUUAAACUCUCUGAACUCUUCAGCAGUAUUCUCAUCCCAGGCUUCUUCCUGUUGGCCUGUAUUCUACAGCUGCACUACUUCCAUAAACCCUUCAUGAAGAUAACCGACCUGGAGCAUGUCACUCCCAUACACAGGAAGAGAGGUAUAGAGAACCCAGAUUUAGUUCAAUCCACAGAGGAUGAAAGAUUUGAGGAGGAAGAUCUCCACACAGAGCAGGCUGAUGAUCCAUCAGAGGCUGACGAGGUGAUACCUAGUAAGUGGGGUCUGGUGAUGGACAGACUGACGGUGUUGUCCUGGAAGUUCUCUGACACCCUGACACAUGUCCAGAGCUUCAUCUGGAGAGUACUGGAGCUGCACAUUGUCAAGAUUGUGGCGUUUUUCGUUGUGUGGGUGGCACUAUUGGAGCCAACUGUAAUGAACUUAGUGCUCGUGGUGCUGUGGAGUUUCGCAAUGCCGUAUGGCCGUUUCAGACCCAUGGCCUCGUGUCUGUCCACCAUCUGGGUCUGUGUCAUCAUCGUCUGCAAGAUGCUUUACCAGCUGAGUGUCGUCAACCCUGCCGAGUAUUCCAACAACUGCACUGUGCCAAUGAUGAACGAAACGAGUCUAGAGCCAGAUGAAGUGUUGAACUCUACGCUUUACAAAGCACCUGUGGAUCCAGCCAACUGGUUUGGUGUGAGGAAAGAUGCUACUGUACUAGGUUACAGCAAGGAUCAUCUGCUGGUGCUGUUGCUGCUGGUUUUUGAGGUGACAGUGUACCGGCACCAGACUCAUCACUACAGACAACAACAGCGUUCACCUCCCUCAAUCCCAGCCAUCUUUCCCCAGGCCACCCGAGACACGCUGGACCAGAGCCUCCUCCAUUGCAUCAAAUACCUGCUCAACUACACCUUCUACAAGUUUGGUCUGGAAAUUUGUUUCCUCAUGACAGUGAAUGUUAUUGGUCAGCGUAUGAACUUCCUGGUUAUCAUCCAUGGCUGCUGGUUGGUGGCCAUCAUGGUGCGGCGGCGCAGAGCUGCUAUUGCCAAGAUCUGGUCCAAGUACUGCCUGUUUCUGGUCGUCUUCAUGAUAUAUCAGUAUGUCUUGUGUGUUGGCAUCCCGCCUGCCCUCUGUAAAGAUUACCCGUGGAGAUGGAAAACCAUUGUAACCAUCCACUCAGCGCUGGUUAAAUGGAUCUACUUACCAGACUUCUACACCAUCCCCAACUCGAAGAACCUUAUAGCGGACUUCCUCCUGCUGAUGUGCGCCUCCCAGCAGUGGACCGUAUUUGAGAAUGAGAAGAAGGAGGAAUGGAUGGUCAUGGGAGGAGAGAAUAAAGACCACCCUGACCCCAUGGAAGAAAUGCCCUUCAACCCUGCCCCCAACUUCAUCAACUGCAUGUGUUAUCUGGACAUGGCAAAAACCCUGGUGUUCCGCUACAUGUACUGGUUUGUGUUGACGGUGGUGUUUGUGACCGGAGCGACUCGCAUCAGUGUCUUUGGGUUGGGUUACCUUCUUGCCUGCUUCUCUUUCCUGCUGUUCGGCACACAGCUGCUGAUCAAACCGUCCCGCACGCGUCUGCUUAUGUGGGACUGUCUCAUCAUUUACAACGUAGCUGUGAUCAUCUCCAAAAACAUCCUGUCUAUACUGGCGUGUGUAUUUGUGGUGGAGAUGCAGAAGAACUUCUGCUGGGUCAUUCAGCUCUUCAGUCUGGUGUGUACAGUCAAAGGCUACUAUGACCCAAAGUCAGUGUAUGAUAAAGAGUGUUCUCUGCCUGUGGAAGAGGCUGGCAUUAUCUGGGACAGCAUCUGCUUCUUCUUCCUCCUCCUCCAGAGGAGAGUCUUCCUCAGUUUUUACUUCCUGCACGUGUCUGCAGAUCUACAAGCAUCUGCGCGACAGGCUUCUCGGGGUUUUGAGUUGUUCCGCGCCAGCAUUAUAAAGAACAUGCAUUUCUAUCAACAAGCUGAGAAGAAAUCACUCAAGCAGCUGAAGGAAUCAAUGAAGCGCAUACGUGACAAACAGCAGAAAUAUAAAGAAGGACGUAAAACUUCUGAAUUGGAGGAGCAGCCGUCAGACUCCCAGGAGCAGAAGGAGAGACUGCUGUCCAAGUCUGAAGGGUGGCAGUAUCCCUGGAUGGACCACACGACUGUGUUGCAUUCUGGGGAAUACUACUUGUUUGAGUCUGACAGUGAGAAAGAGGAAGACGAGUCUUUGCAGGAAACAGAAGACUUUGCUAAACAGAAACCUCACAAACAGACUGCGUUUCAGCUGGCAUAUCAGGCCUGGGUCACCAGCGCGAAAGAAGCCCUGAAAGGACAUCAGCGGAAACAGAGAGAGCAGAGACUGGAAAACAAGACACAACAAACCUCACAGACCUCAGAUGAUGCAGAGGAGGCUGGAGCCGUUUUCAAUGCUGAAAAUUCCCCAAAAGAGGAGAUGGGAGAAGAAUCAGAGGAGUUAGCCACUGGCAGUGAUAUAGUGCAAAGAAUCCUGGACAUCCUGAAGUUCCUGUGGGUGCUUUUCCUGGCUAUAGUGGACGGAUUCACCCUGUGGCUGAACAUACUUACCAAACAGUAUGUAGAUACCUCCAUGGUCCUGAGUGAGGAGCGCUACCUCUUCAUUCACAACGUCAGCCAGAGAGAACCCCCCCUGGAUGACCAGCUGUCUCAGGACAGUGAAAACCUUACUCUAGACACCUGUCUCGAUGAAACGGACACGGACAAUGUUCGCUUCAGUCAUGACGUCAAUGUGGUUGAGUUGGAGCCACUGAAUGGUUUUUCUAAGUCUCGUGACUUCAGCAGCACAACACUGUCUUCUGAUCUCACACUAGAGCUUGAUUCAGAACUGUUUUACAGCCAUCGGCCUCACCGCUCCAGAACCGCCAGUGAACUGCUUUCUGAGAGGCCGUUCUGUGUUGAGGAGUUGAUUCAGAGUCGUGAGUUCUACUCAUCUCAGAACCGCCUGCUGAAGCUGCUCUUUGCACUGUUUAAUGUGCUGGCGGCUCACUCUGAGCUAGUCUGUUAUUUCAUUAUCGUGCUGAAUAACUUGGUGACGGCAUCUGUCAUCUCCCUGGUGCUGCCGAUACUUGUGUUUCUCUGGGCCAUGCUGUCUGUGCCACGACCCUCGAAGAAGUUCUGGAUGACGGCCAUUGUCUACACAGAGAUCAUGGUUGUGGUGAAAUACCUGUUUCAGUUUGGCUUCUUUCCAUGGAACAAUGAGUAUGAGCUGAAGUUAAACCAGGACAAGCCCUUCUUCCCUCCACGUAUCCUGGGUCUGGAGAAAACUGAUAACUACAUCCGUUAUGACUUACUACAGCUGCUGGCUCUGUUUUUCCAUCGCUCACUACUCCAGCGUUAUGGUCUGUGGGACCAAGAGGGCCCUCUGAAAGAGAAGAGUAAUGUUUCAUCUGCAGACAAGAGCGAGAACGACAAAGAUGAAAAGGUCUCUCAACUGUCAGAUGAGGAAGACAGCCGCGCGCAGGCGGAGCCACACACAGAAGUGCUGUCAAUCACAUCAUCAACAGAAACGCCCACUGAUGCUGAAAUACACACUGAUCCAGAGAACAACGUACACACACACACUACCACAGAAAACACUGAGACAGUAAAGGAGGAUGGACACAAGAAAAGCCGCUUCCUUCGAUUCCGCAAGACAAAACCAUCAAAUAAAGACACUGCACAGAAAGAGCCCAAGAAGAAGAGGAAGUCCAAGACCAAGAACAGAAAAGAUGCCAGUAAAAGACUAAUAAAUGCUAUUCAGGGAAAACUCAAAGGCCUUUUCUUAUCCAUAGUAAAGAAUGUCUAUAAGCCGACUUGUGGAUUCUUCCAGAGCAUUCUACAUGCAGAGUAUCGAGCAGCUACUGAUGUCUAUGCUCUUAUGUUCCUCACUGAUGUGGUUGAUUUCAUUAUCAUCAUCUUCGGUUUUUGGGCUUUUGGAAAACACUCCGCUGCAGCAGAUAUCGCUUCAUCUCUGUCUGAAGAUCAGGUUCCAGAGGCGUUUCUCGUCAUGCUUCUCAUUCAGUUCAGCACCAUGAUCAUUGAUCGUGCUCUCUACCUGCGGAAGAGCAUCCUGGGAAAGCUCAUCUUCCAGGUGUUGCUGGUGUUUGGAAUCCACCUCUGGAUGUUCUUCAUCCUUCCUGCUGUCACCGAGAGGAUGUUCAAUCAUAACUCGGUGGCCCAGCUCUGGUAUUUUUUCAAGUGCAUCUACUUCACGUUGUCAGCAUAUCAGAUCCGCUGCGGCUACCCGACACGCAUCCUUGGAAACGUCCUCACCAAGAAAUACAACCAUCUCAAUCUCUUCCUCUUCCAAGGGUUUCGCCUUGUUCCCUUUUUAGUGGAGCUUCGAGCAGUAAUGGACUGGGUUUGGACCGAUACCACAUUGUCUCUGUCCGAUUGGAUGUGUGUGGAGGACAUCUACGCCAAUAUCUUCAUCAUCAAAUGUAGCCGUGAGACCGAGAAGAAAUAUCCUCAGCCAAAAGGACAAAAGAAAAAGAAGAUUGUCAAGUAUGGGAUGGGUGGCCUUAUCAUUUUCUUCCUCAUUUGCAUCAUCUGGUUCCCUCUACUCUUCAUCUCAUUGGUUAAAUCUGUAGUAGGCGUGGUUAACCAUCCUAUUGAUGUCACAGUCACAGUGAAGCUUGGAGGUUAUGAGCCUUUAUUUACGAUGAGUGUACAGCAGCAGUCCAUUCAGCCUUUCACCGAGCACGACUACAAUCAACUCACCAGCCAGUUUGAAAAAAAUGCUGUGGCUAUGCAGUUCAUUACCUUGUACAGCUAUGAAGACAUCGUCAAAGCUAACAUUGAGGGCAGCUCAGGGUCAGUGUGGAGAAUAAGCCCUCCGAGCAGACAGGAACUAAUCAAAGAACUGCUCGGCAGCAGUGAUAUGACCUUACGUCUGGACUGGAACUUCCAAAGGGAUCUGGGCAAGGGUGGGACAGUGGAACACACUUACGACAAGCACACCAUCAAUCUGGCGCCGGGGAACCCGGUUCGAGCAGAUCUGGCCUCACUGCUGUUGGGCAGUCGCAAGGAUCCUGCGCUUGUGCCGCAGAUGUUUCCCAACUACAUCCGAGCACCCAACGGUGCUGAAGCAAAGCCAGUCAACCAGCUGUAUAACGGUGGUGAGGAGAGGUAUCAGGAUGUGACUCUUUCGCUGAUGAGAGUUGGAUCUCUGAAUGAGACUGGAGCUCAGGAAUGGUGGGACAUCAGUAUCGCAAACUGCAGGGAGUGUGAUGUGUUACCCAUGAUCAUCUUCAAUGACAAAGUCAGCCCUCCAAGUCUGGGCUUCCUAGCAGGAUACGGGAUCAUGGGACUGUAUGUGUCAGUGGUGCUGGUCAUUGGCAAGUUCGUGCGAGGCUUUUUCAGCGAGAUCUCUCACUCCAUCAUGUUUGAAGAGCUUCCAUGUGUGGACCGCAUCCUCAAACUCUGCAUGGACAUUUUCCUGGUGCGAGAAACCGGAGAACUGGAGCUGGAGGAAGAGCUCUACUCCAAACUCAUCUUCCUCUACCGCUCUCCAGAAACCAUGAUCAAGUGGACGAGAGAGAAAAAUCAAGACUGAAACCAUGUUUUGCAUGGUCGACAAUGCUGCGUGUUACUCAGUUUUCCUCAAUAUAGACUUGGCCUUGAGGCCAGCUGGAACCAACAGAGCUCCGCCGCUCAAGAGCCAUUGAAUCUUUCAAUGUCUUAUGAACUAUAAGAGUCUAUAGCAAUUUCUCCAGCACUGUGGAGUUGCCUAGAUGGACGCUAAGAUGGAGUUGGCUUCUUUGCACUUUUAGUUUGGAUAAUGGUGGUUCAGGUUAGGCCUCCAUUCAUUAUUUGGGCUGAACUGUAUUUAGUUUCUUAAAAUCUGUCAGCAAAGCUUGGAAAUCAGCCUUUAAUCUAAGACUAAAUGUGACUUAUUGAAACUCUACCGUUGAGACCGGAAGACGCUAACCCAAGUCGACAUAGUGACUGACGCACACAGACCAAUACUGACAGGUCAGAGACGUUCUAGUUGGACCUUUAAUGUGUAAAUCCAAACACUAUAUGUGGGAAUCUCACAAAACCUGUCAAGAUCAUGUUCAAGUCAUAUUUAACCAAAAAAAUAAAAAAAGGAAGGACAUUUUGCUUAAAGAAAAUGACGCCGUAAUGCGUCAAGAUGAUGAUUGGUUUCUGAUUGGAUUCUCAUUACUUCAAUACAGUGGAAAAUUAUUUUAUUAAAGUCGGCUUAAAGGCAGGAGAACAAAUACGAUAAACGACGAUUUCAAUUGUAAUUCAUGCAGGGGAAAAAAGUAUAUCUUGUUUCACAUUACGGUAUUGAGAGUUAAUUUCUUAAUUAAAAUGUCACAAUGCUAAACAUUAUAAUGGUCCUAAAUAUAGGCUUCAUUUUCGUAUUUCUUGUUUUUGAAUUUUGUGUGAAAUAUGACCAAAAUCAAAAUGUUCUUUACAGGUUUCGUGAGAUUCACCCAUUAUAACUUUUGUUUGUUUUUGCUCAGUUACUACAGCAAAACUGUUUACAAGCCAAAAUAAUAUUUGGAUGAAAGCCAUUGAGUAUUUUGUUUCUGGUUUUACAAUUAUGGGGUAAAAAACACCAGUAAGUCAAACAAUCCCAAAGAGAAAAAGACUGUUUGAAUCCAACAGUUACAUUUUUGCUUAAAGGUGCAUUCAGUAAUUUUUUCCUCAUUAAAAAAGUUUAACUCCUAAAGACAUGAAUUGUGAUUUUGCAAUAUAUGUCAGAAAUCAUGAUCACUCACAUUAAAAUGAAGACUCCAGUCAUAUCAGUAACCUUAUUAAAGCUGUUUUAUUCUACAUGGAGAGGGUCCGCACAUUGGGGCGGCCAUGUUAGAAUCACAUGACCAGCCGAAUAUACUCGCUUUAUUUGACACUUUCACUCAUUGAUUAAAGUAAUCAUGGCUGACUAUGAAUACUACAUUUCUACAACGGCAUCUGAAACUGAAAAUUCUGAUUUUAAAUGAUGCUGCAUCCAAGCCGCUAGGUGUCAGUGUAAGUCCAAGACGACACAAAGACAAAAAAAAAAAAAAGUAUUUAAGGGGAAAUGAGUGCUAAACGAUGCUGGAAUGCUGCGCUUAAUUAUGGUUGUUACGAUGACGUCUAAUUUUUACACAUUCUGUAAUUGUAAAUGUCUUGCGUGUAGUCGAUGAACCAGCUUUCAUCUGUAAUGGCUGGAAUAAUUUCUAUUAUUAUGCAAAGAGCACUUGCAAGUAUUCUCUCGUUUUGUUCAGAAAUCAAAUGUGAGCCUGUAAAAGAAUAAAAUAAACCUUGCUGAAUGGCA
Messenger RNA from Myxocyprinus asiaticus (Chinese sucker), 9825 nucleotides. RefSeq names its product piezo-type mechanosensitive ion channel component 1-like. Bases 505 to 8112 code for a protein of 2535 amino acids. The transcript has 51 exons. Lineage: Eukaryota; Metazoa; Chordata; Actinopteri; Cypriniformes; Catostomidae. The record is from RefSeq and is a predicted model, not a curated record.